Messenger RNA from Brassica napus (rape), 960 nucleotides. RefSeq names its product glucose-induced degradation protein 4 homolog. NCBI's taxonomy places the organism in Eukaryota, Viridiplantae, Streptophyta, Magnoliopsida, Brassicales, Brassicaceae. Gene Ontology annotation, cellular component: extrinsic component of membrane; GID complex. The transcript has 8 exons. Bases 100 to 747 code for a protein of 215 amino acids. The record is from RefSeq and is a predicted model, not a curated record. Gene Ontology annotation, biological process: proteasome-mediated ubiquitin-dependent protein catabolic process; protein targeting to vacuole; protein catabolic process in the vacuole.
UUUAAUGGGCUCGAGCCCAUUUCGUUGUGUUGGAUCUCUAUUACAUCGGGAACGCUACGGAGGCGAUCAGACGACGACGACGACGACAGGGGGAAGAAAAUGCCGGUGAGAGUUGUGGAGAGCAACGCGCCUGCUCAGGUUUCAGGAAGUGAUCCUGGGAAUCGAUCACCACUUCCGCGUAGCUCACUUCUUGCCGCCGGCCAGGCGUUUUCUGGUACGCAAAAUGUCUCUAAUCAACAGAAGGAGGAAGCUUGGAGAGUUAACGUCCAGAUACAGGGAGUUGACCUUGAGCAUGGAUAUCUUUGUGGCACUAUGGAAGCUCUAAACGUUCCCAUGGCAGACACUCCUGUCAUAACAUUCUGGGAAGGGGAAAUUGUUGAUGGAAAGAAUUAUACUUUUAACACCGGAAAAUGGGAAGCCACGAGGGAAGAUGAUUUGAGACAUUGGUCAAAGUUCCCAUCUUUUGCACCUCUUCAGGGACAAGUUGAAUCUGACGGUGGGAGGCAAUUGGAUCUUAGCAAUUACCCUUACAUAUUUAUGAGAUGGAAAGAGCAAUACUUUGUAAACGUUGGCACAGAUUGUGGACUAACGAUAGCUGGAUUCUACUACGUAUGCUUCUCCUGCAGUGACGGAUCCAUCAGCGGCUUCUACUAUGAUCCUAACAGCAGUCCGUUUCAGAAGCUGGAGCUGAAAACAGUUAACGAAGGAAGGUCUGGUUUCAGCUUCUCUUCUUACGAGUUGCAAUGAUGAAAUCAAAAAAAAAAAAAUAUCAGCAGACAGCGCCAUAUGAUAGCCCUCGUGGACACAUGGCAGGCACGUGAUCCAUUGAUCAAGUAACACUGUGAUAGAUAGAAAACUAAAAUACUAUUUUGUCACCAUGGUACGAGACUAAACAUUUCAAGACAUUACCACAUUUUCCAAAAAUAAUGAUAUUAUCCAAAAAAUAAUACUUCUACAAAA